UCAAACUAUUAACAACUCACAAGAUAUUUUUACACACAUCAAAAUAAUCAUAACAAUAAAUAAAAACAAUUGUUAGAGAUAUUCCAGAGAAAUAUUUCGCAAAAGUGCAUUUAAAUUUUCUUACUAAAGAAAAAAAAACUGUGAGAAUUCUGAAUUUAGUCAGUUGAUAUAAAACAUUAAGAUGUCACACACGUUAGAAGAGUCACCAAAUGCGCGCAUUAACAAGCACGUACUUGAUCGUUACACGUCCCUCCCGUUGCCGGAUGGAAAGAUUAUCGCGACAUACAUUUGGAUCGAUGGCACAGGCGAAAAUCUCCGUUGCAAAGAUCGUACCUUGGAUUUUAUCCCGAAGAAACCUGAAGAGCUUCCUGUUUGGAAUUACGAUGGCAGCUCAACAUACCAAGCUGAUGGCAGCAAUUCCGACGUUUACCUGACUCCAGUUGCUAUUUACAAAGAUCCAUUCCGUCGUGGCAAUCACAUUCUCGUCCUCUGCGAAACGUAUCGUUAUGAUGGCACUCCCAUGGAAUCCAACAAACGCAAGCAUUGCAAAGAGGUAUGCGACAAAGCGAGCGCUGACCAGCCUUGGUUCGGUAUUGAACAGGAAUACACGCUUCUUGACUCGGAUGGGCGCCCUCUUGGAUGGCCCAAAAAUGGAUUUCCGGGUCCUCAAGGCCCGUAUUAUUGCGGCGUUGGCGCAGAUCGUGUUUAUGCUCGCGACAUUGUUGAUGCCCAUUAUCGCGCUUGUUUAUAUGCGGGCGUCAAAAUUUGCGGUACAAAUGCCGAAGUGAUGCCAUCGCAAUGGGAAUAUCAAGUUGGUCCGUGCGAAGGAAUUUCCAUCGGAGACGAUUUGUGGAUGUCGCGUUUCUUGUUGCAUCGCAUCGCCGAGGAAUUUGGAGUAAUUGUCACUCUUGAUCCGAAACCGAUUCCCGGGGAUUGGAAUGGAGCAGGCGCUCACACAAACAUCUCGACAAAACAAACUCGUGCUGAUGGCGGCAUUGAAGAGAUCGAAAAGGCAAUUGCGAAGAUGUCGACGAAACACGAAAGACACAUCAAGGCGUACGAUCCGCGCGGAGGAAAAGACAACGAACGUCGAUUGACGGGAAAACACGAAACUUCGUCGAUCACGGAGUUCAAACAUGGCGUUGCGCAUCGCGGAGCAUCAAUUCGUAUUCCGCGCGGUGUUGCUGACGUUGGCAAGGGAUAUUUCGAAGAUCGUCGCCCAAGCUCGAAUUGCGAUCCGUAUUCCGUUAUUGAUGCUAUUUUGACUACCAUCAGCUUGAACGAGUAAAUUCUGAAAAAAUUGAAAGAAAAAUUUUAUGAAAGACAACUUUUUUUUACUCUGAAAUGUUAAAAUGAUACCAAGAAUGUAAUUUUAUGAGAAACUUAUGAAUAUUAAAAAACGAGAAAAGCACAAAAAAUCUAAAAUUGUUAAAAAUUUUAAGAAAUUAAAGAAAAUAUAGUUGAUAGAAUCGUUAUUGCACAUGAAAAUUAUGAGUUUC
Molecule: messenger RNA, 1499 nt
Organism: Culicoides brevitarsis
Lineage: Eukaryota; Metazoa; Arthropoda; Insecta; Diptera; Ceratopogonidae
Gene: Gs2
Product: glutamine synthetase 2 cytoplasmic
Exons: 3
Coding region: 182-1288 (368 amino acids)
Cellular component (GO): cytoplasm
Molecular function (GO): glutamine synthetase activity
Source: RefSeq, a predicted model, not a curated record